AUGUUAACUGCAGAACAACUCAAGAAUGAAGGAAACAAGGCAUUCGCCAAUAAGGAAUACAAGAAGGCGGCCAAAAUAUAUCGUGAUGCAAUUCAAUUAGACAUGUACAACCCAGUCCUAUAUUCCAACCGUGCCCAAUGUUUCAUCAAUUUGAAAGAUUAUGAAAGAGCCUACAAAGAUUGUAUAAGCGGGAUCAAUCUAGGAGCUCCCAAUCCCCUUUUGACGAAAUUGUAUUAUAGGCAAGGAAUCUCGUUGAAAGGAUUGAAUCGAUUAAAACGAGCUAAAGAAGCUUUUGAAAUGGUGUUGAAAUUGGAUCCCAAGAAUGUGAAUGCCAAAACCGAGUUAGAGAAUAUUCGAAAUACAGCUGAUUUAGAUGAAGAUAUGAUAGAUGGAGAAAAUCUUGUGAAUAUUCGAAUAGAAAAUGUUGAUGAAUUGCCUAAUGAAUUUAUCAGCCUCCUAGAACCAAAGAAAACUACUCCCCCAGUUGUCCCAACCAUCCAACCUAUUCAAAAAGCUCUGAGUAUCACUUCAGAUGCAGAGAAAGAAAUAAAGGAGAUUUUCACACAUAAGGAACAAACUCAACAAACCAAGCCCACUUCCAAGAUAACUGGCACGACCGACGAAUCCCAAGAAAAGCUGCCAUUGCAAUUACUUACUGUUCUACGAAAACUUCCGGCAUCCCAGAAAGUAAAGGGGUACGAAUACAUCCUUAACCUUGAUGACGAAUCUUAUAGAACAAUCUUUGCUUCUUCAGGAAUCGAUACAGAUUUCUUGCAGUUCUUCCUUGAAGCAGCUGAGUAUGCCGCUGCUAAUGAAAUGAUGCCAAGUUGGAAUAAAUUAAUUCUUAAUCAUUUAUCACAAUUCUCCAAAUUUAAAAGAUACGAUCUUUCCAUGAUGAUGGCAGACGAUCAAUUGAAGAACAAUAUUCUACAAAAAGUUGAACAGAAACACCCAGAAGAUUUAUUAGCAUUUCGAGAUUUAUUUAAAUAA
Messenger RNA from Hemisphaericaspora subhashii, 990 nucleotides. RefSeq lists its product as uncharacterized. Bases 1 to 990 code for a protein of 329 amino acids. Lineage: Eukaryota; Fungi; Ascomycota; Pichiomycetes; Serinales; Debaryomycetaceae. The transcript has a single exon. The record is from RefSeq and is a predicted model, not a curated record. Gene Ontology annotation, molecular function: protein binding.